Molecule: messenger RNA, 294 nt
Organism: Prunus armeniaca (apricot)
Lineage: Eukaryota; Viridiplantae; Streptophyta; Magnoliopsida; Rosales; Rosaceae
Source: the annotation of a GenBank genome assembly
AUGGCUAGGCGUUUGAUCCCAACCCUCAACCGUGUCCUGAUUGAGAAAAUCAUCCCACCCUCUAAAACCACCGCCGGCAUUCUCCUCCCCGAGUCAUCCACCAAGCUUAACUCAGGGAAGGUGGUCGCUGUGGGACCAGGAGCCAAGGAUAAGGCUGGGAAUGUGAUUCCGGUGGCUGUGAAAGAAGGUGAUACAGUUCUUUUGCCUGAGUAUGGGGGCACCCAAGUCAAGCUUGGUGACAAAGAGCUCCAUUUAUACAGGGAUGAGGACAUCUUGGGCACUCUCCAUGAAUGA